Molecule: messenger RNA, 1561 nt
Organism: Athalia rosae (coleseed sawfly)
Lineage: Eukaryota; Metazoa; Arthropoda; Insecta; Hymenoptera; Athaliidae
Gene: Rrp42
Product: exosome complex component RRP42
Exons: 4
Coding region: 438-1313 (291 amino acids)
Biological process (GO): nuclear polyadenylation-dependent rRNA catabolic process; nuclear mRNA surveillance; U4 snRNA 3'-end processing
Cellular component (GO): nuclear exosome (RNase complex); cytoplasmic exosome (RNase complex)
Source: RefSeq, a predicted model, not a curated record
UAUAGUUCAAAGUAAUGUCAGCAUUUUUUUUUAAUUUUUCGGUUUUUUCCGUCAGUAUUUUAAAAAUCGUUUAAAAAUUAAUUGUUACAUAAACAAAUGAUAAAUAAACUUUUUUGGAACCAUCUAUUUUCUUCCUAAAUCUGUGGCACUAUCCGCGUAAAUGCUAAAAAAAAAUUGGAUCUAACAUCAUUUUUGACGAAGUUAUGAUUGAAGAAAACGCUGCCCAAUUUUUUCGAUUGUUGAUGAUAAAUGAAAAUUCGCACUAAUUCAAAGAUCCUCUGGCACAAAAUUCUAACUCCCCAUCGACAAUCGACAUGCCAAAUUAAAAAAAUUUCUGAGAGGCGACUGAUGCGAUUCACGUGGAAUGGUCCUAAUCUGCUUUUUUGCCACAUAGGUUAUGAAGUGUCGGUUGUUUUUCACAUUUGAUAAUCUCAGCUAUGGCUUCUACAAUAUUGAGUUUAGCAGAAAAGACUUUUAUUUUACAUGGAGUCGACGACAACUUUCGAACGGAUGGCAGAAGCCGAUCUGAUUAUCGUCCGAUGGAAGUCGAGACAAAGGUAAUACCACAUACCAGUGGCUCGGCUCGUUUGAGAUUAGCUAAUACAGAUAUAUUGGUUGGGGUCAAAGUAGAGGUUGAUACACCAUACUCCUAUAACCCUGAUCAGGGUAAAUUGGAAUUCUUCGUCGACUGUUCUGCUAAUGCUACACCGGUAUUCGAAGGAAAGGGUGGCGAUGAAUUAGGUACAGAAAUAAGCAACACCCUGACACUAGCUUAUCAGUCUCCCCAUGUGCUUGAUUUGACAACAUUGUGCAUCUUACCUGAGCAAAAAUGCUGGAAGAUAUACGUAGACAUUUUGAUUCUUCAAUGCGAUGGUAAUUUAUUUGACGCCAUAUCAAUAGCAGUAAAAGCUGCAUUGUAUAGUACGCAAAUUCCCAAGGUUACUACAGCGACAUUAGAUGGUGGAAAAGCAGAUAUCCAACUAUCAGAUGAUCCUUUUGAUUGUGUUAAAUUAGAUGUCAGUAGUUUUCCAGUGCUUGUCACUUUGUGCAAAAUAGGGGAAAAUUGUGUUGUUGACCCAACUCCUGAGGAAGAACAGUGCAGUGCUGCAAGUAUAGUUGCUGCGGUGAUGCCUAAUGGUCGUGUUACUUCUGUAGUAAAGACAGGAUAUGGUAGUUUACAACCAUCAACCUUAGUGAAGACAUUACAGCUUGCACAAGAUAUCGGUAUUAAGUUGAAUACAGGCAUUAUGAAUGCAUUAAAGGAAGAAGAUGCUUUGGGGCCUCAGAGAUCGAUUUUCGGAUUUCUUAAAUAAAAUUUUAAUUAUGGUAUCAUCAUACUGUAUACAUCGAGGUUGGGUAAAACAAUUGCAGUAUAAAUAGUCCAAUUACAAUAAAACAAACAUGAUCCAGAUUAACAAUGAGUAAAAAUAUACAUACAAGUAUUCUUAAUUUUACACCAUUUUACUUCACUUUUCAUGUAGUAACCAUUCGUGCAAGAUUUUGCAUUAAGCCAUUUUUUCCAAUAAAGAGAGAAGAAUUUCGAAGCGUUCUUUUACCUAAA